AUGGAUCCAGUAUUGCCAAAUCCAUUGAUCGACCUACAUCAACAAAAGAAGCAGCGAAAACGCCAGCAAUUGCAACGGCAACAACAGCAGUUUCUGUAUCAUCAACAACAUCCGCAUCCACAGCCAUCCUCCGUCGCAGUAGCACAUUUCAACAAUGGAUCGUCGCCUCCGUUGCCAUCAUUGACAUAUCUAAUGCACAAUGGCAAUAAACAUCAGAUGCCGCUGAAGGUCAUGGAUCAGAUACCAAAGCAUGCUCAAAUGAAACAACAAUUGGACUUGAAUAGAAACGGAACUAAUGACAUUACGAGUAUUAGCAGUGGCAGUAAUAUUAAUAACAAAGUAUCAUACACAAACAUGAAUUCUUCGCCGGUACCUACGCAAAUGUAUCACGCCUCCAUGUCGCAGCAGCAAUCACCACCACCACAACAGCAGCAGCCACUGAUACAGACGAAAACCAAUACUGAGAUGGAUAACAACUCGCUGACAUUCUAUCAAAGAUCUGUAGUUAAUAUCUAUCAACAGCCACCUGCACCCGUUGACUCAUCUUUUUAUCCCAUUAUCAGUCGUCCGCAAGCAACUGACGAUGGCCGUGCUGAUGACGACGAUAACCUACAAAGCGAUGUUCCAACAGCAACGCCUCAACAACAACAACAGCCUCUCGCAGAAGAGCAGCAAAAGAUCUAUUCAUUUGUGCCCCUGGACGUUAUCUUUCAGCAAAAGAGGCCAAGAAAGAAAUUCAACGAAGUCGAGCGAUUGUAUGCUUGUACUUACCUGGACUGUACAAAAGCCUAUGGUACAUUAAAUCACUUGAAUGCUCAUGUUACAAUGCAGGGCCACGGCCCCAAACGAAUGCCCAUUGAAUUCAAAGAGUUGAGAAGACAGUUGAAAUCGAAUAGAAAAAAGUUACAACCACCAAAACCUCGCAAGAACUCGAAUACUUCGCAAAAGCAACAAAAGCAGAAGCAACAACACCAACAACAACAGCAGCAGCAACAGCAGAGCCGCUUGGAAACAGGCAUGAUGGUAAAUGACCAAAGCGAUUUAUUACAGCAGCAUCCACCGUCCGAGUUUUACAUGAAUACAGCUAGUCGAGAGCAUCACGAACACGAUAACUUGGUGCUGAAUCAUCAUCAUCAUCAGCAAGUACCACUGCCACAACAACCACAACCACAACCACAACAGGAAUUCAAUUUAUACGGUCCACCACCCUCGCGAACACCGUCGAUAUCAGCAGCCUCUUAUCCACAGCAACAUCAGUUUGGCGCCUCUACCACAGCGUCCUCCUCUACCUCAUCUUCAUUCUCAUCAAGAUAUCCGCAAUACAACAUGAUGCAGCAACACCAACAACAACCAUUUUAA
This is a messenger RNA of Mucor velutinosus, 1359 nucleotides long. Its product is annotated as Chitin synthase. Bases 1 to 1359 code for a protein of 452 amino acids. The transcript is spliced from 2 exons. NCBI's taxonomy places the organism in Eukaryota, Fungi, Mucoromycota, Mucoromycetes, Mucorales, Mucoraceae. Gene Ontology annotation, biological process: regulation of DNA-templated transcription. The record is from RefSeq and is a predicted model, not a curated record.